Messenger RNA from Spinacia oleracea (spinach), 804 nucleotides. RefSeq names its product protein phosphatase 1 regulatory subunit INH3. Gene Ontology annotation, cellular component: nucleus. Bases 262 to 600 code for a protein of 112 amino acids. Gene Ontology annotation, molecular function: protein serine/threonine phosphatase inhibitor activity; protein phosphatase 1 binding. The transcript has a single exon. The record is from RefSeq and is a predicted model, not a curated record. Lineage: Eukaryota; Viridiplantae; Streptophyta; Magnoliopsida; Caryophyllales; Amaranthaceae.
GAUGCGAGAAUUAUAUCCGUAUGACUUUCCCAAUUGCAAAAGGAAGUUUCUCGUAUGCUAAUCAUCUUCUAUAAAUAGGAAAGCUCAUUUGUGUUGUAUAAUUUCCUUAAUGGCGGAUCAUGUUAUUGUAAAAUUGUAACUGAUAAUCCAAUUCAAAACCCUGAAAUCAAUUCAACCCUUUGUCAAUCUCUCUCCUCAAACCCUAACAAAAAAAAUCCCCAAAUCAAUUGAAAUCAAUUGUCCCGUUAAUCCCACAAAACGAUGAGUACCAGUAGAAUGGCAACCCCUUCAAUCACUCAAACCCAAACCCUAACCCUUGAAACCCCAUCAUCGAAUCAACAACAACCGGAAACCCUAGUUCUUCGUCUGAAUCGCAAGAAGAAGGUCUCCUGGAAAGAAGGCACUGUCAACAACGAAUUUAUGAACAAAAAGAGCUCCAAGAAAUGCUGUAUUUUUCACAAGGAGAAACCCUUCGAUGAAGAUAACAGUGAUGACGAAGAGGAUCAUGUUGCUGAUAAAUCUAAUGGUGAUAAACACCAUGACCAUGACCAUGGUUGUUGCUCAAAUGAACCCGGUUCGAGCAGUAGCGUCGCUCAUUGAUUUUGUGCAAGCGAUCUAUUGUUCUUGUUGUCUUUGAUCGUCAGGUAUAGAUUAGCAUUUUUAUGAUGUGUUGCUUAAAAGCUUUGAAUUUUGAAUUUAAUGAGAAUUCAGGUGUUGCUAUAUUGUGUAUAUGAUUAACAUUGUUGGAUGAUUUAGGCUCUACAUACAUGUUCUGUGUUUUAAUAUAGUUUAGUUUGAGCUUAA